Molecule: messenger RNA, 852 nt
Organism: Solea solea (common sole)
Lineage: Eukaryota; Metazoa; Chordata; Actinopteri; Pleuronectiformes; Soleidae
Product: apolipoprotein D-like
Exons: 4
Coding region: 211-744 (177 amino acids)
Biological process (GO): brain development; lipid transport; tissue regeneration
Molecular function (GO): lipid binding
Source: RefSeq, a predicted model, not a curated record
CUGCUGGGUCAAAGGUUGUGUCAACAGACUCUUCAGUCACAUUUUCCAUUCCAAAGGUCUUGUUUGCAAACUUUAGUCAGCUUAUACUUGAAUAUGGAGACAUUCCAUGUACUGUGAACUGUUCAUUUGUUGUAUUUCUAAUGACUUGACCCCCGUUUCUCUUUAUCUAACUUGUCAAUCCUCACUGUUUAGGUCCCGUUUGUGCUGUUGAUGACGUUGGCGGCUGCCGGCGCUCAGUCUUUCCACUUUGGCGCCUGCCCUCAGCCUUCUGUUCAAGACAACUUCAAUGUCACAAAGUAUAUGGGUACGUGGUAUGAAAUAGAGAAGCUGCCAGCUAUGUUUGAAAGAGGGAAAUGUGUCCAAGCGACGUAUUCUCUCCUCGGUGACGGGACGGUCAGCGUUCACAAUGCAGAGUUGCUGUCUAAUGGGAAGAUAAAUUCAAUUGACGGCGUCGCCAGAGUUAAAGACCCAUCUCAACCUGCCAUUCUUGGAGUCAGCUUCUUUAAAGGUGUUCCUGAUGCGCCCUACCUGGUGCUCUCCACAGACUACCAGUCGUAUGCCCUGGUGUACUCCUGCAACGGCUAUUUCGGCGUGUUCCACAUCGACUUUGCCUGGAUCCUGGCUCGCACACGAGUGCUCACGGAGGAAAUCAUCAACCAGUCACGUGACAAGUUGGCAGCCGCUGGUGUUGAUAUCGACCGUCUUACAAGAAGCAACCAGACAGGCUGUGACAUCAUGACCUAAAGCAGGAGUGAUAACAUUUAGCAGGUUAAAGUUUUUUGUCAAUUUGUUGUGUUAUUGAGAAACUUGUAUUGUUGUCAUGUAAUAAAUGUGGCUAUAGUGCAAAGAAAA